This is a messenger RNA of Dufourea novaeangliae, 1845 nucleotides long. RefSeq names its product protein ROP (gene Rop). NCBI's taxonomy places the organism in Eukaryota, Metazoa, Arthropoda, Insecta, Hymenoptera, Halictidae. The record is from RefSeq and is a predicted model, not a curated record. Bases 1 to 1758 code for a protein of 585 amino acids. Gene Ontology annotation, biological process: vesicle-mediated transport; neurotransmitter secretion; intracellular protein transport. The transcript is spliced from 11 exons. Gene Ontology annotation, cellular component: plasma membrane; secretory granule. Gene Ontology annotation, molecular function: syntaxin binding.
AUGGCGCUCAAGGGACAAGUCGGUCAGAAGAUUAUGAACGAGGUCAUUAAACAAAAAAAGGCCUCGGGAACUGGUGUUCAAUGGCGUAUUUUGGUAGUAGACCAGCUUGCCAUGCGGAUGGUAUCGGCAUGCUGCAAGAUGCACGAUAUCAGUGCCCAAGGCAUCACUUUGGUAGAAGAUAUCAACAAGAAACGGGAACCACUGCCUACUAUGGAAGCGAUCUAUCUGAUCACGCCCUGCAAUAAUUCUGUGCAAAAACUAAUUGAAGACUUCAGCAAUCCGACACGGACCAUUUAUAAAGUCGCGCACGUUUAUUUCACAGAAGCUUGUCCUGAAGAGUUGUUCAAAGUAUUGUGUCAAUCGCUGGUAGCUAAACGCAUAAAGACACUAAAAGAGCUCAACACCGCUUUCAUACCAUAUGAAGAGCAGGUGUUCUCUUUGGACUCGCGCGAAACGUUCGCUUGCUUUUACAACGCUUCUUUCGCCAACUUGAGAACUGCAAAUAUGGAGAGAAUAGCCGAACAGAUCGCGACCCUUUGCGCUACUCUUGGGGAAUAUCCGUCUGUCAGAUACCGAAGUGACUUUGAUCGAAACGUGGAACUGGCACACAUGGUUCAACAGAAAUUAGAUGCUUACAAAGCGGAUGAACCGACAAUGGGAGAAGGGCCAGAGAAAGCUCGUUCUCAGUUGCUGAUCUUAGAUAGAGGAUUUGAUUGCGUUUCUCCACUGUUGCACGAGUUGACGCUGCAAGCUAUGGCAUAUGAUUUAUUAGACAUUGAAAACGAUGUUUACAGGUUCGAGGCGUCAGCUGGAGUGCAAAAGGAAGUAUUAUUAGACGAGAAUGAUGAUUUGUGGGUAGAACUUAGACACCAGCACAUUGCUGUAGUUUCACAGAAUGUUACCAAAAACCUGAAAAAGUUCACCGAAUCAAAAAGAAUGCCCCAAGGAGACAAACAGAGCAUGAGGGACCUUUCGCAGAUGAUCAAGAAAAUGCCACAGUAUCAGAAAGAGUUAAGCAAAUAUGCAACGCAUUUACAAUUAGCUGAAGACUGUAUGAAACGUUAUCAGGGGAGUGUGGAUAAGCUUUGCAAAGUGGAACAAGAUUUAGCAAUGGGUACAGAUGCCGAAGGUGAACGUAUCAAAGAUCAAAUGAAAAACAUUACGCCAAUUUUACUUGAUCAAACUGUGCAUCAUUUAGACAAGCUACGAAUUAUCGCCUUAUAUGUUAUUAGCAAAAAUGGCAUUACUGACGAAAACCUUAAUCGUUUAGUUCAUCACGCUCAAAUAUCAGUGGAUGACAAGCAGACCAUAGUAAACAUGGCAAACCUGGGAAUCAAUAUUGUCGUAGACGGUGGCAACCGUAAGAAAUUGUAUACCGUACAACGUAAAGAAAGAAUUACGGAACAAACUUACCAAAUGAGUCGUUGGACACCGAUUAUGAAAGACAUUAUGGAAGACGCCAUUGAAGAUAAGCUUGACUCUAAACAUUUCCCAUUCCUAGCAGGCCGUGCAGCCAGUUCGGGAUAUCAUGCACCAACCAGUGCACGAUAUGGACACUGGCAUAAAGAUAAGGGGCAACAAACCAUUAAGAAUGUACCACGCCUGAUCGUCUUCGUCGUCGGUGGUGUUUGCUUCUCUGAAAUACGAUGCGCUUAUGAAGUAACAAAUACUUUGAAAAAUUGGGAAGUGAUAAUGGGCUCGUCGCAUAUAAUCACGCCGAAAUCCUUCCUGGACGAUUUGAGUAAACUUCACGUGUAAAGACAUUUUCAUGUAGACAGAUGAGAAACCACAUUCCCAUAUUUCCUAAUACGCCAUUAGCUUUGGCUCCAUCAGUAAUACCAGCUA